GGGCCUUGAAUUGACUCUGGACACGAAGAAGCAGCAGAACUGAGGAUCCUACCCAAAGAGGCCCCCUUGCCUGAAGCUCGCGAACUGGGUGCCAGCGCACAGAGCACAGACACGGGGGCACGGUGUGCAACAAUAUGCCAGUAUACGUGUCAGUUCCAUCUCAUAUGUGGAAACUGAGGCAGAGAGGAUCAGUCUAGGAACUUGGCAGCAUGAAGCAUGUCCUGUGUGCCAAAGGCUGAGGAGUUCCUUGGAGGAGAUGGAAACCCCAGGGAAAACAGCCCAUUCAUCAAUAAUGUGGAGGUGGAAAGAGAGAGCUACUUUGAGGGGAAGAACAUGGCACUUUUCGAGGAAGAGAUGGACAGCAACCCCAUGGUGUCAUCGCUGCUGAACAAACUGGCCAACUAUACCAACCUGAGCCAGGGUGUGGUGGAGCAUGAGGAAGAUGAGGACAGCCGGAGGCGGGAGAUCAAGGCCCCACGCAUGGGCACCUUCAUUGGCGUCUACUUGCCCUGCCUGCAGAACAUCUUGGGUGUUAUCCUUUUCCUGCGCCUGACCUGGAUUGUGGGGGCAGCUGGUGUGCUGGAGUCCUUCCUCAUCGUGUCCAUGUGCUGUACCUGUACAAUGCUUACUGCCAUCUCUAUGAGUGCCAUUGCGACCAACGGUGUAGUCCCAGCGGGCGGCUCAUACUACAUGAUCUCCCGUUCGCUGGGACCAGAGUUUGGAGGGGCUGUAGGCCUCUGCUUCUAUCUGGGCACAACGUUUGCAGGCGCCAUGUACAUCCUGGGUACCAUCGAGAUCUUCCUGACCUACAUCUCUCCAAGUGCAGCCGUCUUCCAGGCAGAGUCAGCAGACGGCGAGGCGGCGGCGCUGCUGAACAACAUGCGUGUGUAUGGCAGCUGCGCGCUGGCACUGAUGGCAGUCGUGGUCUUCGUGGGCGUCAAAUACGUCAACAAACUGGCGCUGGUCUUCUUAGCCUGUGUUGUGCUUUCCAUCAUGGCCAUCUAUGCUGGGGUCAUCAAGACAGCCUUCGCCCCACCUGACAUCCCGGUCUGUCUACUUGGGAACCGCACGCUGGCAAAACGCAGCUUUGAGACCUGUGCCAAAACGCAGGUUGUCAGCAACGGCACAGUGACCACUGCACUCUGGCGCCUCUUCUGCAAUGGCUCUAGCCUGAGUGCCACCUGUGAUGAGUACUUUAUACAGAAUAAUGUCACUGAGAUCCAGGGCAUCCCUGGUGUGGCCAGCGGUGUCUUCCUGGACAACCUGUGGAGCACAUAUUCGGACAAGGGGGCAUUUGUGGAAAAGAAGGGCGUGUCCUCAACACCCGUGUCUGAGGAGAGCCGGCCUGGUGCAUUGCCAUACGUCCUCACGGACAUCAUGACCUACUUCACCAUGCUAGUUGGCAUCUACUUCCCCUCCGUAACAGGGAUCAUGGCAGGAUCCAACCGCUCUGGGGACCUCAAAGACGCCCAGAAGUCCAUCCCAACAGGGACCAUUCUGGCCAUCGUGACCACGUCUUUCAUUUAUCUUUCCUGCAUAGUGCUAUUUGGGGCCUGCAUCGAGGGUGUGGUCUUGCGAGAUAAGUUUGGGGAGGCCCUGCAAGGGAACCUGGUCAUUGGCAUGCUGGCCUGGCCAUCCCCCUGGGUCAUCGUCAUUGGCUCCUUCUUCUCCACCUGUGGUGCUGGCCUACAGAGCCUGACUGGGGCCCCCCGCCUGCUGCAGGCCAUCGCCCGCGAUGGCAUCAUCCCUUUCCUGCAGGUGUUUGGCCAUGGAAAGGCCAAUGGGGAGCCCACGUGGGCCCUGCUGCUCACGGCCCUCAUCUGUGAGACAGGCAUUCUCAUCGCCUCCCUGGACAGCGUGGCCCCCAUCCUGUCCAUGUUCUUCCUCAUGUGCUACAUGUUCGUGAAUCUGGCCUGUGCUGUGCAGACCCUGCUGCGCACACCCAACUGGCGCCCACGUUUCAAGUUCUACCACUGGACCCUCUCCUUCCUCGGGAUGAGCCUCUGCCUUGCCCUGAUGUUCAUCUGCUCCUGGUACUACGCCCUCUUCGCCAUGCUCAUCGCUGGCUGCAUCUACAAGUACAUCGAAUACCGCGGGGCUGAAAAGGAGUGGGGUGAUGGCAUCAGGGGCCUGUCACUGAAUGCUGCCCGCUAUGCCCUUCUGCGUGUGGAACACGGGCCCCCACAUACCAAGAACUGGAGGCCCCAGGUGCUGGUGAUGCUGAACCUGGAUUCUGAGCAGUGUGUGAAGCACCCCCGCCUGCUGUCCUUCACCUCGCAGCUGAAGGCUGGCAAGGGCCUGACCAUCGUGGGUUCUGUGCUAGAGGGCACCUUCUUAGACAAGCACGUGGAGGCCCAGAGGGCUGAAGAGAACAUCCGAUCUCUGAUGGGUGCAGAGAAGACCAAAGGCUUCUGCCAACUGGUGGUGUCCUCCAACCUGCGAGAUGGCGCAUCUCACCUGAUCCAGUCAGCUGGCCUCGGUGGCAUGAAACACAACACUGUCCUCAUGGGCUGGCCAGAGUCCUGGAAGCAGGCAGAUAACCCUUUCUCCUGGAAGAACUUUGUGGACACCGUCCGUGACACUACAGCAGCACACCAGGCAUUGUUGGUGGCCAAAAACAUUGACUUGUUCCCGCAGAACCAAGAACGCUUCAGUGAUGGGAACAUUGACGUGUGGUGGAUUGUGCAUGAUGGGGGCAUGCUCAUGCUGCUGCCCUUCCUGCUGCGCCAGCACAAGGUGUGGCGAAAAUGCCGGAUGCGCAUCUUCACUGUAGCCCAGGUGGAUGACAACAGCAUCCAGAUGAAGAAGGACCUACAGAUGUUCCUCUACCACCUCAGGAUCAGUGCCGAGGUGGAGGUGGUGGAGAUGGUUGAAAAUGACAUUUCUGCAUUCACCUAUGAGAAGACACUAAUGAUGGAGCAGAGGUCACAGAUGCUGAAACAGAUGCAGCUGUCGAAAAAUGAGCGGGAGAGAGAGGCCCAACUGAUUCACGACAGGAACACAGCAUCCCAUACCACAGCAGCUGCUAGAACCCAAGCCCCACCAACGCCCGACAAAGUGCAGAUGACGUGGACAAAAGAGAAGCUCAUCGCAGAGAAACACAGGAACAAGGACACCAGUGCAUCGGGCUUCAAAGACCUCUUCAGCCUCAAGCCAGAGUGGGGAAACCUGGACCAGUCCAACGUCAGGAGGAUGCACACAGCUGUGAAGCUCAAUGGUGUGGUCCUCAACAAGUCCCAGGAUGCACAGCUGGUCCUGCUGAAUAUGCCAGGCCCUCCGAAAAAUCGUCAGGGGGAUGAGAACUACAUGGAGUUUCUUGAGGUCUUGACUGAAGGGCUGAACAGGGUCCUCCUGGUCAGGGGUGGCGGCCGGGAAGUCAUCACCAUCUACUCCUAACACCUGUAGCCUGGACACACCUGGAUGGGGUCAGGACUAUGCUAGCAGCCUAUGGCCAGGCUCGGGCCCACCAGCACGCCUCUGACCGGUGGCCAUUGCCCUACCAAGAUGUCGCGGUGAUUCUGGUCACUCUGCCACACAUGGCUUCCCACAGACAUAACACCCCUAGGCUUCCUCCAAGCAGGAGAUGCUCCAGGGGCAGUGCCUAGAGCUGUUCUGACAGGAGCGGCUCCUUGUGUUCUUGUGGGCAGUGGUAGGUAUACCCAGGACUCUGGGGUCAGCUCUUCCCACUACAGGCAGGGCCUCGCCUCCAGGUACUAGUAUCACUUGUCUGUGGAUGACUGUCCAGUAUUUUGUGGCAGUUACAUUUCAUUUCUACCCUGUCCAGAACGUGUGAACGUACGCACAGUUCCCUGGGGCUGGAAUGUCAGUGAGCUGUUCCCCAUUGGCUUCUGCCACCUCUGUUUCUUGGAGUGUCCUUGCUGUGCUUUCUGUACCGUAAGCAAGCUGAGGACUGUCCACUCUUCCUCCUCAUUACCUGCCCACACUCCUCAGGCACGGCUCAGGGUACCCCUGGAAAGUGAGACAGUGUUUACAGGGUGGGAGUGGGUCACCCUUUGGGCGGGUGGUGCCUGCUAGCUGUGUUCCCAUCUGGGUUAAUGCCCUAAGAGCUCCUGCAGAGCCAGGGAUGUCUGCAGCCAGUCUGCUUCCUCUUCUCACGGGAACCCAGCCCCUCUAUUUCCUAAGCACUGAGCUGGGAACCUCAAGCAUGUGACCACAGAGCCCCACACUGUGUCGAGCAAACAGCAGGAACUCUGAGGAGUCUGCACACAGUCCAUGACAGCAGGAGCCUCCCAGAGUGUGAACCACGAGGGGGCGCAGCAUACCAUUUUGCACAUACGACAUGCCGUCCCACCCUCCUGGGGAGAGCACGCCCCGGCCCAUGGCCCCCGGGUCUUUCUGGCCGAGUCUCUUGUCCCCUGCCGUGGAUAACCCCACUUAGCUGAGGCCACAGGCACCUCUGUACUUUCAAGAACCCGACAUCAUUUGCACUGUCCCCUUGUGCACUCUGCUCUGUAGGUCACGGUCUGUUCAAAGGCUGCGGGCAACAGCAGCGAUCAGUCCCUCGUGUUCUGUAUGGCAUAUUUAUUUAUUUAACCCUCUCUGGGGAAGCUUGAUAGAGAUAUCUUCUGUGUGGAUGCUCCAUGCUGCCAGGCCCUGGGUCAUCUCUGGCUUCCCCCCAAGAGAAUCAAUCCUGUCCGUAUUCAGGAAGUCGCCAUGAGGGUAGAGGCCAAGAGUGCACCUGUACACUCAGACUUUGUUAGGCACCCCAGAGUAACCACUGCUAAGCUCGUGUCCCCAUCAGUAUAGUGGUGUCCACUCCUGAUUUGACUCAGCUUUGACUUUGGUUCAGACUCUAAAUAGCCAGAGCAGAGCAGGUGAGGCGCCUCUGCCAGCAGCUAGGAAUGCCCUAGGUGGCAGGCCUUUCCAGGUUCUGGGUCACUGCUCAAAAGAGCCCCCGUCAGAGUGUCCUGCGUCCUUUCUCUUGCAAACUCUGUGCUCCUGGUAACUGUGGCCAUUCGAAUCAGUUUCACAUUUUCCUUUUUAUAGGCUUUUGUCUUUGUAUGACUUUGUUUUAGUAGAAAAGUAAAGUUCUUCGAAA
Microtus ochrogaster (prairie vole) is the source of this 5059-nucleotide messenger RNA. It is a transcript of the gene Slc12a7, whose product is annotated as solute carrier family 12 member 7. Gene Ontology annotation, molecular function: potassium:chloride symporter activity. Bases 217 to 3396 code for a protein of 1059 amino acids. Gene Ontology annotation, biological process: potassium ion import across plasma membrane; potassium ion homeostasis; cell volume homeostasis. NCBI's taxonomy places the organism in Eukaryota, Metazoa, Chordata, Mammalia, Rodentia, Cricetidae. Gene Ontology annotation, cellular component: plasma membrane. The transcript is spliced from 26 exons. The record is from RefSeq and is a predicted model, not a curated record.